Hansenula anomala is the source of this 1191-nucleotide messenger RNA. RefSeq names its product Ysc83p (gene YSC83). The coding region runs from base 1 to 1191 and encodes 396 amino acids. The record is from RefSeq and is a predicted model, not a curated record. The transcript has a single exon. NCBI's taxonomy places the organism in Eukaryota, Fungi, Ascomycota, Saccharomycetes, Phaffomycetales, Wickerhamomycetaceae.
AUGGAUCCAGUGGAUAAGACAUUUGACACGGUUUAUUACCUGGGAAAGAAAGCCCAGAAUACCUUUAGCUCAGCUAUUGGCACAGUCAGUGACACUACACACACGAUUUCAGACAAGGUCAUCUCAACUUACAACAAUAAUUUCAACUAUGGGAGCAACAAUACAACACAGUUAACAGAUUCAGCCAAUAUUCCUUCCAGUGGAUUCUGGGAUUUAAAUGGGGUGAGAGGGUUUUAUCACAGAAACAAAGCGUUUUCAACUAUAAUUGGUGUAACCACGUUAGGUAUAACUGGAUAUUAUCUUCAAAUGGUUGUGAGAUCCCAAGUCACCAAUACCUCAAAAUCAGUUACAAGAAGAGCUGAUCGUUUGCCAAAUGGUGCCAGAAAAGAUGUCGUGCUGAUUGUUGGCUCUGUGACUGAACCCUUGACAAGAUAUAUUGCCAAUGAUUUAGAGAAUCGUGGAUUUAUAGUGUACAUCACUUCCACUAAUUCGAAAUCUGAUUUGAAAUUUUUCAAUAAUGAAUCAAUCCAAGAUAUUAAAUCACUUAUAGUGUCUAAUGAAGUCGAUAAUGAUGAGUUUAAUACUGAACAAUUGAGAAAAUUUGAUUAUUUAUUGUCAUCAAACCAUAUUCCAUUCCAAGGUGCUGAACCGAAUAAAUUGAAUUUAACUGGAAUCAUCUUCAUCCCUGAUUUAUAUUUCCCAUCUGGGAAAUUCCAUAUGAUUCCUAAUUCAACUUGGUCUCAUAACGUUCAAAACAAGAUGUUGUUGCCAUUAAAUUUAUUGACUAAUGGAUUAAUUGGAAUUGCAGAGAAAUUUGAUUCAAAUUUAAUCUUCAUAACACCAACGUUAUCAUCUUCUGUGCAAUUAACUUAUCAUUCAGUGGAGAACUUAACUUCAAUUUUUUUACAAACUUUAUCACAAAAUUUGGCACAGGAUUAUGAAGGUUUAAAUAUAACAAAUAUAAAAUUGGGUUCAAUAAGUAUAAAUUCAAAUAAUAGCAGCAAGAAGAACUUUGGUAUCAAAGGAAUACCACUAAAGCCUUUGCAUUACAAGAUUUUUGACUUGCUAUAUAAUGACGAUAAUAAUUCUGUGGAAUAUGUUGGUACUUGGGCUAGAUUUUUAGAUAAAUAUGGUUUCCUAAUUCCUCGUUGGUUAAUUCGAAAUUAUUUUGAUAAUUACUUUGGGAACUGA